UGACAGCGCGCGAGGCUCGUCAGUCCCGUCUCUUUGGCAACUUGGAGCAGAAGUUGCUUUGAGCUGUUUUCACGUCGCUUAUACGCGAGGUGUGGAAAAAAUGAGGAAAAGUAGUCUGGCACGUAGCUCGUCAAGCUUCAGAAGCAGUAGAAGCUCCAUCUCGGUCGGUGGCAGAAAGAGGAAUAAACCUGAGAGGAGCACCGAUCAAGCUCCCAGAAGAGCAGUCCGGGUGUUGGACGUUAACGGCAAUGACGUCACCCCUCUGCCGCUGCAUCGUGCAGAGCCAGGAGACGUGACGUCACAACCAGACAGACGCCUUCUGGAUGAACUCUUCACCGACUCAGGAUCAGACCACGUGAAGUCCUGUUCAAGCUUCUGUGGGACCUCUUGCAGCUCAUUUUUGGGCAGCAGCGGACUAUUUGACGUAGCGUCACUGACUAAAGACAGUGAGCAUAGUGUUCCUAAACUGGACACAUCAAUAAACCCUCCAAUUACAAGUGAGGUGCCGAGGAAAAGAGACAAUGUGAAACAACAUGUGACAGAAGAGAUGUUGGCUGAGGGAGUAGACAUCUGCCUCUCUGAAACAGAUACCAUUUCACCGCUGGACAUACCCAGCAUCUUUAUGUCAGAGGACGCUGAUGAUGCAGAAGCUUUCAACGAGAGAAACGUUAAAUAUGCUGAGCUUUGUAAGAACAGAUUGGACAACGAUAAGUAUGUGGAACGACCAAUGCAGACUUUCAAUGGAGCACUCAAAGACAAGCAGAUCCAGACUGACAAGAUGGCCGCGGUGGAUGAAGGGGCGAUUGCUUCUGUCUGGGACAUAUAUGACUCUUUCUGUAACCAAAAUAAAACCCCAAGUGGUGAGGAGGCUGUCUAUCCAGAGACUGCCAUGAACACCAGCAAAGGUCAAGAAAAGAGAGGACAGCAGAGCAGCAACUGCAGCUCAUUCAGCACAGCCAGCACUAUUUGCUCAAAGUUAGAAAUGGAAAUGUGUGAGGACAGUUUCAAUGCUGAUUACGUCCUGCAGCUGAUCAUGUCGUCAGAGUCAUUUCAAUACAGCUUGUUAGUGAUGGAGAGGAGCAUCGUGGCGAACAUAUUUCAAACCAUGCUGGCUGCUUACAGACAGCUGCCCACACUGGAAGACCCUGACAGCACAGUGAAGCCUGGGGCAGAGGAACGGAACGAGGACGGUGAGGAGAGCUCUUCAUCUCCAACUGUGGAACAUGUCUUGACUUUGAGCUGCAAGCUCACCAGAGGAUGCAACAUUACCAGCAUGGCCUGGAACAAGAAGAACCUGGAUAUCCUGGCAGUGGGCUACGGUGACUUUGAAUCAAGGAACCAGAAACCAAGUCUGAUCUGCUGCUGGUGCCUUAAUAACCCUACAUGGCCGGAGCGCGUCUUCCACUGUCACAGUUGUGUCAUAUCCCUGGAUUUCUCAGCCGACCACCCCAGCCAGCUGGCUGUAGGGAUGCACGAUGGCACUGUCGCCAUCUACGAUGUCAGUCAGUACAACGUCACAUGUAUCGCCGACAGCAGCGAUUGUUUCAAAAAGCACCUGAAACCAGUGUGGCAGGUCAACUGGAUCAAACCAGCGAUGACAUUAUCAGGGGAGGACAGGGAUGCUGUCGUCUCUGUGUCAGAAGAUGGCAGGAUGUCCAAGUGGUUCCACUGCAGCAAUCGUUUUGACUGCUCAGACCUGAUGAAGCUUGGGAAGAAAUAUGCCAAAAUAAAGAAGACAAAACAGGUUCUGCCAUUGGCGGUGACUUCUGUUUUUUGUGUUGACUUCCAUCCAACAGACUCCAACAUCUAUGUGGUCGGCACAUCGGAGGGGCCCAUCCACAAGGGCUGCGUCUCCAACAAUCUGAAUUUUCUGGACACUUAUCAACACUUUCGCCCCGUGAACCACAUCGAAUGGUCUCCAUUUAGUUCUGAUGUAUUCCUGAGCUGCUCCUCUGGCCGGAUCAUCCAUCUGUGGAGGAAGGACCUCUUCACCCCUCUGAUGAGCCUCACAUCCACCCAGAUGGCCGUGGAUGCCGUCAAGUGGUCGCCAAACUGGUCCACAAUAUUUGCAGCCCGUAAUGAAAAGCAGGUGGAGAUCUGGGACCUGAAUUCGAGCAUCAUACACCCAACCAUUGUGCACCAUGCUGCAGCUGGUGUGAAGGUGAAGUCCCUGCUGUUUACCAGAGGGACAGACUGUGUCCUGGUUGGAGACACUGACGGGCAAGUCACUGUCUACCGGAUCAAGAACCUCAGAGUGGGAGAAGACAAGCAGGUGGACAGUUUGGACGACAUCAUUAACUCUGCAGCUUCCAGCUAGAUUUAGAAACUGCAACUUGGAAACUCUAAAAAAAACUUUAAUCCAUUUGCCAUUCCAACAAUAUCAAACACUAUACUUGUAACACUAUCAAGGCUGGCCUUUUGUUUCAGAGCCGCUUUACGUUUGUGUUUUCUUAAUUCUGGUGCGUUAGUUUAAUUUAUACCAGUUGUUAAAAAUGUUGUAAAUUGAAAAAAAGUAUCUAUAAAGGCAUGAAAUAAAUCUUUCAUUCGA
This is a messenger RNA of Anarrhichthys ocellatus (wolf-eel), 2548 nucleotides long. RefSeq names its product dynein axonemal intermediate chain 4 (gene dnai4). Gene Ontology annotation, molecular function: dynein heavy chain binding; dynein light chain binding. The record is from RefSeq and is a predicted model, not a curated record. Gene Ontology annotation, biological process: cilium movement. Gene Ontology annotation, cellular component: axonemal dynein complex. The coding region runs from base 101 to 2317 and encodes 738 amino acids. NCBI's taxonomy places the organism in Eukaryota, Metazoa, Chordata, Actinopteri, Perciformes, Anarhichadidae. The transcript is spliced from 17 exons.